Messenger RNA from Lingula anatina, 1575 nucleotides. Its product is annotated as peroxisomal trans-2-enoyl-CoA reductase-like. Gene Ontology annotation, biological process: phytol metabolic process. Lineage: Eukaryota; Metazoa; Brachiopoda; Lingulata; Lingulida; Lingulidae. Gene Ontology annotation, cellular component: peroxisome. Gene Ontology annotation, molecular function: trans-2-enoyl-CoA reductase (NADPH) activity. The record is from RefSeq and is a predicted model, not a curated record.
AAUAACCUGCUGAACGUAAACAAACAUGGCGUCGUCCAUCAGCAAAGUUCGCAGUGUUUUCAGGCCCGGUUUAUUUGCCGGCAAAGUUGCCAUUGUUACUGGUGGCAGCACAGGAAUAGGGAAAGCAAUAACACAAGAACUUCUGAGUCUCGGCUGUAAAGUAAUGAUAGCCUCCAGAAAUGAGGAGAGGCUGAUGAAGAUGGCUGAUGUGAUGAGGUCUCAGUUGCCUUCAGAUGGACCAGCCUGGUUGGAAGCCACUCCAUGCAACAUAAGGAAAGAAGACCAGGUUCAACAUUUAAUGAAGGAGACCCUUUCCAAGUAUGGCAGGAUUGACUACUUAGUAAACAAUGGAGGAGGACAGUUUAUGUCACCUGCUGAGGACAUCCGACUGAAGGGCUGGAACGCUGUGAUAGAAACGAAUUUAACAGGAACUUUCCUGUGUUGUAAAGAGGCAUAUCACCACUGGAUGAAGGAGAAUGGUGGCAGUAUUGUUAACAUCAUAGUGGACUUGUGGAAAGGGUUCCCUAGGAUGAGUCAUUCAGGAGCAGCAAGAGCAGGUAUCCUCAACCUCACAAAGAGCUUGGCAGUGGAAUGGGUGGACCAUGGAGUUAGAAUUAAUUGCGUAGCACCAGGUAGCUCAAUAUAUUCAGAGACUGCAGCGGCAAACUACAAUGAUCCUGAGGUGUUCAAUGCCAUAAUNCAUGAUAGAGAGCUGUUUCUGUGCUAUGUCCUUCUCUAUAAGCUGAUUGAAACUUGCCAUAUAGACUGUUUUGAGCUAGAUAGUUAUUCAGUUGUAUACAUGCCAUUUUCUCAAGAAACUUCCCCAAGAAGGGUGUCAGCAGCAGUGUGUUUCCUGUUGUCUCCAGCAGCAGCAUUUAUAACAGGGGACACCAUUAAAGUGGACGGGGGAUCCAACCUGUACAGCUCUGUCUGGGUUAUACCAGACCACAAGAAGAUCCCAGCAUUUAAAUGGGAAGAUGAGGAGGAUGAUCCAAAAUCAAAACUAUGACAGAAAUCUGCCUGUAAUCAAACAGAAUACAGUGACGGUUGAUAAAAAAACUGAAAUUAUAUUCACUGGAUUAAAAUGUGAAAUGAUAAAAGGAACAGUGACAAUUUACAUAUUUAAUGCCCUCUGAUGAAACAUAUAUAACUUAUGCAUUAAUUUUGUAUGAAGAAACAAUUGAUAGAAAACUGAAAUCAUAUUCAUUGUAUUAAAAUUUAAAAUGAAAACAGGAACAAUGACAUCUGAUGAAACAUAUAAUAUGACUUACGUAUUAAUUUUGUAUAAAGGAACAGUAUGAAUAUACCUAUUGGUUUUUCCAGAAUUUUUUUUUCUAUCAUUUUAUCAUCAGUUUGGUGAUGCUACUGGUGAUGUGUUAUACUAGACUAUCGCUUGAGAUACGCAGCCUUAUAAGUUGUUCAAGUCAUUAAAGUAGUUUUCACUGUGGGCCCCGAUGGAUAGACUCAUGUAAUUUACUUUACAAUAGACCGGUUUCAGCAUCGGACCAAGAUUAUUUUCAGUCGCAUAUCUUUAAAUUCAAUUAUAAUGAACCAAUAAAGAUAUUAUUGCAGCUA